Molecule: messenger RNA, 1062 nt
Organism: Talaromyces rugulosus
Lineage: Eukaryota; Fungi; Ascomycota; Eurotiomycetes; Eurotiales; Trichocomaceae
Exons: 3
Coding region: 1-1062 (353 amino acids)
Biological process (GO): GPI anchor biosynthetic process
Cellular component (GO): endoplasmic reticulum membrane
Source: RefSeq, a predicted model, not a curated record
AUGAGGUCCAACGUUCUAUCUAUUCUAGUGAGCUGUCGUGUCGGCCAAUCGGCGUCAACCGAGAUCCACUCGGCUUCAAACCUCCCGGCUUCACAACAACAACUCGUCUACUCUCUUGAUCACAUCAAUGCCUCACCAGCAGAGCUAACUGACGAAAUGCCCACAACAAGCAAAGCUCCCCAGUCCCUCCUCGAAACACCACCAAAACCCACCACUACCGCCACCACCGCCGCAGACCCGCCACCGGUGGACAUCCGGUCCACCCCGGCUGCCCAAACGUAUUCGCACGUCCAUCCAGCUGUCUUACUCGCUCUAUACGCCGUGCGAUUCCCGGCCCUGGUGGCCGACCCCGUCUCGACGCUACUGAGCGAUUUACCCAUUUUUACUGUCUUGCAGGUUGCCUACGUCGUGACCUGUUUGCCGCAGGCCGGAUCAACAGGAAAUGUUGAUGGCGCGGGCGUAGAGGCCGGGAAAAAGGCUUCGUCGCCUUCGGCACCAACAGCAACAACAACAACACCGUCCACACCAUCUACACCAGCUGCUGCGGGCGGAAACACAGUGGCCAAGACGACCAAAACUCCGUAUCGAAAGAAGCACGCGCACGCGUCUUCCAAGAAAGAUGCUAUCUUCAAGAAACUGACCGCGGCAUUCCUCUCCCUCACAUUGACCUUCCUCCUCGGCACGCCCAUCCUAGCAGUUCUCCUCAUCCUCUUCGGCGCUCCCUUCUCAACACACAAUGCCCACACUCUCCUCUGUGCUGCGCAUAUGGCUCUUUUAUCGGUUACACCGCUGGUGUAUGCGCACGGCGUCGAUGGCACGGUCUGGAAACAGGUGUGGGCGUUUCAGCGUCCGGCCGAUGCGGUCUGGGGCGGUGCUUUGGGGGUAUGUGUGGGAGCGUGGUUGGGUGCGGUGCCUAUUCCUUUGGAUUGGGACCGUCCGUGGCAGGCAUUCCCCAUUACAGUGCUAACAGGUGCAUAUCUGGGCUAUGCCGUUGGCCAGCUGGUUGCAAGGACGCCUCUGGUAUACGGCAAAAGGGUCGAGUUUAAUGCGCCGUCAGUAUGA